GUCAAGGGAAUGAAAUCUGCUUUCACCCACAUCCCAACUGGAUCAACCUUCAUUUGACCUAUGAGGACUGCUGUUCGCAGGAUGCACUGCAUGGGGCUGAUUGCUUUGGCCCACUGGGGGGCUUCUACACCUGGAGCUUUUGCUGCCAAGCUCCACCCCGCGACUGCGAUUGGCACGAGAUCUUGUCCGUGGUCGCAGCGUCGGAGCAGGUGGGCCCCGAGACGCUCCAGAGGUUAGCUGACUAUCCAGUUCUGCUACGAGAAUUUUGCUGCCUUGUUCCUGGAGAUGAAGAUCAUCCCUGCUGGCACUUGUAUGGACUCGAGCCCAACGCACGCCUUCCGGGUCCCUUCAUUCAGUGCUGCUUCCCCGUCCUGCGGCGCCUUCUGUCGAGCGAAGCACCGGACUGGAUGCGCUUGGAGUUGGACCGGGAGUUCGCGGUGCUGCGGCGGAGGUGGAGUGGGCAGGAGCUCAAAGACUUUCAAACCUCGGCCGAGGCCAAGUCGGGCAGGCCAUGUUUGCUUUCGGUGCGCCGCGGCGCCGAGAUUCUGCACCAUGGACUGGACCAGUGCUGUCCCAGAGAUCUCGAAGGCAACGACUGUUCAUAUAUCCACUCAGUGGCCGAAUCCCUCUUCAUCCUGGGCUCUUUGAAGUCCUUGCCCGACAUGGACCUGUUGGUCAGUCCCGGCAACCAGGACCGUAUACAGGCCACGGUGCCCGUUUUCACCCGGCACCGAACCAGGGAACGCAGCGGCUACGGCGGCUACGUCUUGCUGCCCAUGGAGUGGCAGCUGUCGCCCGGCCAAGCGCGGAAGCAGACGGUGGCGGCCACGCGCGUUGCCGGGUUUUUCCGCCCGGAACGACGCCGUGUCACCGGGCGCCAAGCCGCCAAGGAACCUUGGAGCCAAUGUUUACAAAGCUACGACUGCCAAACGCCUUUGUCCUUCAAGAAUUUCAUGAACACACCGAGGGGUCGGCUGGUUUUAGCCUCGCAGUUCGUCGAAAAUGUGGACGCACGCUUUGUAGGGAUGGCUAAUCCUGUGGAGGAGGAGGUGUGGGAUUUCCUGGUGAAGAACAAUCUCACGGAGCAACGCGUGAAUCAACUGGAGGAGGCCCAGUGGAGCUAUGCCAUCAAUGUGGAUGGCACUGGAAGUGGUGAUCGCAUCUAUUGGCAGAUGCUGAUGCGCAAGGUGGUUCUGGUUCAAGAAAGUGCCUGGGUCUCCUGGUUAUUGGGACCCGUGCCGCCCGUGCCUUCGGAUCCUUCGGACGGAGCUGAAGCUCCGGCGGCACUGCGCCCUUGGGAACACUACCUGCCGCUGCGCAUGGACUUGGCCGACCUGAGCCAACGGCUGCGCUGGUUGGACGCGCACCCAGAGGAAGCAGAGAGGAUCGCGGAGACAGCUGCACGAUGGGCCAGGGAAUUUCUGAGCUAUGAUUGGAUAUUGUACUACUUGGAUUGUGCUGUUCGACGGUAUGCAGAGUUCCACUUCGACCCCGCAACCCUUCUGGACGUGCAGAACGCCAGUCGUUUGGAGGAAGACUUGAAGGACAGGGAGAGUUGGAUUUGUCGAUUUGUUGCCCUGUUGCCCCUGGAGGAGGACAGGCCAGGACACAACUGCAUCACGACAGGUCCUUUUCCCAUGGACUUCCUCCUUUCAGCGCUUUUGGCUGCGGAAAAGACUUUGGGCUACAGGGUGGUCAAUCUCAUUGAGGGCUCUGAUAGAAUGACAGGGGAGUCGACUCCAAACCCGGAAUGGUUGCUUGAUCCCUGGGCACCCGAAAAAGGGGCCUGGAUUCCUGGCAAU
Cladocopium goreaui is the source of this 1802-nucleotide messenger RNA. Lineage: Eukaryota; Dinophyceae; Suessiales; Symbiodiniaceae. The record is from the annotation of a GenBank genome assembly.